AUGGUGUGGCGGCGGGAAGUCAGGCGUGCUUCUAUCACGCAUCUAUGCACAGCUUUAUUGUGGCUGUUUACAUGUUUCAACGAAUUGAAUGCAGUUAAAAUAGUGAAAAUAGUAGUGCCAGAAAUAAUACAGUACGGUGUGCAAGACGCUGUGAUUCUAGACUGUGACUAUACUUACGGUAACAACACAUCGGGACUAGUAGUGAAGUGGUUUUUCAAAAACAAAGCUAGACCUGUCUACCAAUGGAUCGUGUCGCAAAAGCCACAGGACAUGGGGAUAUUGAGAGGUCGUGUUGACUUAGCCUACAGAGCAUCAAGCGAUCCAUUAAAAAUGCACAGAGCACUCCGCAUAGUGAAGCCCAACACCGACAUCUCUGGUGAUUACACGUGUGUCGUUUCAACAUUUAUGGAAGAGGAUUCAAGAACUAAGCAAAUGAUUGUUUUUGGUAAGUAA
Parnassius apollo (apollo) is the source of this 453-nucleotide messenger RNA. The record is from the annotation of a GenBank genome assembly. Lineage: Eukaryota; Metazoa; Arthropoda; Insecta; Lepidoptera; Papilionidae.